AUGGUCCCUUGUUUCGAGAAGCAUAUCCGAGUUACAAGCAUUGAAUGCUUGGGGUCCAAGUUGCCUGUCAAUGCUCCUGACGUGUUCUGGGCUCUUGUCAACUCAUCUCAACGCGAUCCAUCUGGAAUAGCUGCAGUGGAAUACACAAUUGUCCUCCUUAAUCGUAUCUUGAAGCCCGAGUUGCAAACUGAGGAGGUUCUUAAAGCUUCCUCUGUUUUGGCUAAGCGAAUGGCUGAACUGAAACCCGUUUCUACCCUACGAGAACAAUUCCCUUCAAAUCUCUUUCUAUUCCGGGGAGCUGCUAUUGGGGUUAGACGACUGUGUGAUUCUCUCGAUGUGGCUGAAUUUUCCUCUCGGAUUCUAGACCCCACACGUAUGGAUCGUCUGAUUGCCCAACCAGCGAAAGCUGCCAUGUUUGAUAAAUUUUUGAAAGUCUAUCCUGAUUUUGAUGGUAUGAUUGUGAAACCACUUCAAGAUAUUGCUAAACUGGAUCCAGUUUCAAUAACCAAUCUCCUGGGAAUAGCUCUCUCUUUGGAUCUGCCUAACACCUUAGGAAAUUUCAGUACUUUUGAAACAAGACUUCGGAUUAUCCAACCCGAUUUCGUUGUCACUGAAGUGAUAAAUCCAUUGAUGAGAUUUGGAGUGACGAACCCCCAACGUAUAAUUCGACGGUGUCCAAGUCUCUUUGCAGCUGCUGCGACGAGGGAUGGGGAGCAGAGUCGACUGCUUGUGGCGCUGUCCACAUUGAAUGGCCUCCUCACUAGAAAGGAACUCGCCUCGGUGCACGCAAUCUUGAUCGUAGCUGUUUUGACGAGAGGUCAAGAGGAUUUGGAGAAGACAUACAACUACUUAACUGAAGUAAUGGGUUUGGAGGGUUCAAGGUCGAUAAUGGGCAGUGGUUCAAGGAGCUCACGCGGCGCUCACGAGAAUCGACACUCUACAAAACUGCGUCUCAUCGCAUCUCCUGCUUGGCGACUAUCCCUAAGACGCACUGUUGCCAGACACUCCCUUCUCCUCUUUGCUGGCCAGUGGCCACCCUCCAUCCCACAGUCGGUCAACAAGUCACGAGAUCAAAUAGUUGGACAAUUACUGAAAUGCCCCCCUGGUGAAUUCUCCUAUUGGCUUGAAUUCCAUGACAGUGUGUCACCAAGCUCAGAAAGUACUCGAGCUCCCGUGUUCAGUGCUGAGGAUGUUAGACAGUUUGAAAAGAUCUGUGAAAAUCUGGUUUCAGAUGAUGAUAUCGGGGAUUUUGAAAAUGAAGUUGGCGGUGACAGUGAUCUCGACGACGAAGAAUACCCUGAAGACCAAUCAGAUAAUGAAGACCACUUAUAG
Rodentolepis nana is the source of this 1332-nucleotide messenger RNA. The record is from the annotation of a GenBank genome assembly. Lineage: Eukaryota; Metazoa; Platyhelminthes; Cestoda; Cyclophyllidea; Hymenolepididae.